AUGCCUGGAGUUUCAUUCAUAAAAGUUCUAUUUUUAUAUCCAAUCUUCUAUUAUCAAAACUGCAUGGAUGCUCAAAGUGGUGAUUGUUUUAAUAAUGAUUGGUCAAAUUAGGUAGCAGAGUGUGCAGGUAUUUUAUUUAAAGGUCGAUUUUGCUGUGAGGAUCAAAUAUCAUUACAAAUCAAUAAUAUAGUAGGGCUCAAGUUUCGUUUUGGCUUCACAAUUGUAAAAAUCGAUAGUUGGGAUCCAGGUGUUGAUAAUAUAAAAGUCAUAGCAGAGGAUGAAGUUCUAGAUACUUUAUCUUUCGGCCCUUAUGAAGGAACUUCUAUGUGUUUCAAUACUGAUUAUUAAGAUUUGUUCGCUUCGUAUUCUUAUAUGUUUAAUCUACCAUAAGGAAAGAACUCCUUGAAAAUAACUUUAAAAGGUUACUUUAAUGAAAAAGUAGAGAAUGAGUCUUGGGGGGCUAAGAGAUUCACUUUAGAAAUGUUCAUUCCUUGUGUAGAAUUUUAUAGUGAAUGUAAUUUUUAAGGAUAGGCGUGGAGAAUCUGUAAUGGAUAUCAAACAAGCUAAGUUAGAGAUAUUCCUUUCGAAAUUAAAUCAAUCAUAAUCGCAAAUGGAAUAUAAGUCAAAAUGAGAAAUCCAAAGUACAAUAGUGGUCAAACUUAAACAUUCACGUCAAGUUAAUAAUGUUUAUCAAGCUAUUAAUUUCCUAAAUAUAAUCAAAACGGUUGA
Paramecium tetraurelia is the source of this 729-nucleotide messenger RNA. RefSeq lists its product as uncharacterized. The record is from RefSeq and is a predicted model, not a curated record. The transcript is spliced from 3 exons. NCBI's taxonomy places the organism in Eukaryota, Ciliophora, Oligohymenophorea, Peniculida, Parameciidae.